UUGGAUGGCUUUUGGCCAAAAGCCGUCAUCUCCAUAAAUAUGGUGAGCUGUAUCAUCAAUACGGAGCUGAUGUCAUUACUGUAAAACUUGAGGUCAUGGAGAUUCUCCGGCCUAAAAAAGCGGAACAAGUAGCCACCAAAGUGUUGAACAAGCUAAUAUCUGACGAAAACAAACAUAGGCCUGUGGUAAUCCAUGGCUUUUCAGUUGGAGGCUAUCUUUAUAGCCACGUUCUCAACUUAAUGGUAAAGCAAGACAGGUUCUCGUCGGUGAAGGAAAGAAUCCGCGGACAAGUGCUCGACAGCCCGGUGGAUUUCCACGGGAUUCCUUACGGUGUUUCCAACGCAGCCUCCGAAAAUCCCUUCGUUCGUUGGUUGAUGAAAUCGUCCAUUGAGGCGUACUUGGCGAUCUUUGCAAGAUACACGACCAAAGUUUACUUGGCGCAUUCACACUUAUUCCACAACAACCCCGUCCGUUCACCGGCCUUGUUUUUCUUCUCUAAGGACGACAAAGUCGCUGAUGUGGACACGUGCCAAGCAUGCGCAGAUUACUGGAAGAAUGAACUGAACAUGACUGUGAGUCAGCAAUGUUUCGAGAGUUCACCGCAUGUUUCUCACUUUUACGUCCACAACAAGGAAUAUACUGAGGCGGUGAAGAAAUUUCUCAGGGAUCUAAAUAUACCAGUUGUGACCCUUUAGAGUUAUGGGACCUGUAGCUUCGUGCUUUUGAUUUCAUAUCCCUUGAACGAUUACGAAAAAAGGGGAUAUGUCACAUGGAGCUCUUUCUACAGUAUGGAUCCGAUUAGGGAGAAAAGGCUUGGCCUAGGUAUUAAACCUCGGUGACAUCUUGUAAUUUGACACGAACGAAAUAAGCGAAUGUACAGCUUAUCUAUAGCCUAACUGAGAUCUAAUGAUUUGUCAGAGGGAUGUAUUCGCCCCAGUCUUGUCACGUUGGUGGACGUUUAUUCUCAAAACUAUUUAGCUGAUGAUGAAAUAAAUACUAUAUGACUGUGCUAAA
Messenger RNA from Pocillopora damicornis (cauliflower coral), 1014 nucleotides. RefSeq names its product transmembrane protein 53. Lineage: Eukaryota; Metazoa; Cnidaria; Anthozoa; Scleractinia; Pocilloporidae. Gene Ontology annotation, molecular function: serine hydrolase activity. The record is from RefSeq and is a predicted model, not a curated record.